CAACAAGUUGAACGUAGACCUGUAGUGUCCCGCGAUACCACAUCAUGGCAACGAAAUACGCAUUUGGAAACACACUCAAGGAGCUGAGGUUUCUCCUCUGCCAGACAUCGGAUCACAGUGCAGCUGCGAGAUCAUUUCUCACACGCACAUACCCUACCAUGAAGAAGCACAAUCCAAACACCCCAAUCAUGAUAAGAGAAGCUUCGGGCGUAGAGCCGAAAGUCUAUGCGCGCUACGAGUUUGGAAGAGAGAAGAUGCUGCCACUUACAGGCCUAGACGAUAAGACCAUCGAGCAAAAGGUUACGGAGCUGGUCCGGUCGAACGCCUAGACGGGGUUGACCAUAUGUCACUGUACUCACACCGACGCAUAGGCUUUGAGACGGCUUAGCUGUAUAUAUACCCCAAAAUACGAUCGAAUAUCCUGGCAUCAACACGUUUCUCAAGGG
Molecule: messenger RNA, 446 nt
Organism: Pseudovirgaria hyperparasitica
Lineage: Eukaryota; Fungi; Ascomycota; Dothideomycetes; Acrospermales; Acrospermaceae
Product: NADH dehydrogenase, alpha subcomplex, subunit 2
Exons: 4
Coding region: 45-329 (94 amino acids)
Source: RefSeq, a predicted model, not a curated record